UUUUACACCUUAACGAUUUGCCUUGAACUUAUCUGAGAAGCUUUCUCUCUGCACCGCCAUCUCCCACUGAAAAAAACCUUAAAUUUGGCUGGUGUAAGAGGAGCACGGGCUUCUUCGCUCCUCCUUUUUACUUCUUGAUGCUUUUAUCUUCGGGUUUUUUCCUUCUCGGUUGAGACCAUAUCCAUUGCCUUGUGCGAUUAAUCUCUCUUUGCAAGAUCCAGCACCUGGUCUGUUCUCGGUGGGGUUAAAUCCAAACGGAAGCAAUCAGUUUUUCUUGAAGCCACCUCCCGCCACUGUUGCCAUUCUCUUGAAGCCAUUUACUGCCUUUCGGCGUCCACUGUCAAUUCAACAAUUGAAGGUGGAGGAAAUUGUUCAACAAAAUAGUGUAGGUAUUUCAAAGAGAAAAUAAAUGUCGUGUAAUCGAUCUUUCUGUCUUAGCUGUUGGAGAAAUUUGUGCUGAAGUGAUGUUCAAAAUGGGUACAUGGAAGUGAACUUUGUCAUAAGGAAAGUCCGUUUUCAUGCCUGCGUUCCUUCUUGGGAAGCUUCAAAAGUCCAAAGGCAAGCCAAUCAGAAAGCUAAUCUGGCAGCAAAAUGGGGUGCGGCUCACAAAUCUGAUACACUCCCUGGAGCUCUUCUUUGUAUUCUUUUCUUUCUUCUUGUUUGUUUCUCCUUUUCCUUCUUCCUGUAUUGCUCCGUAAAAAAAAAAAGUCAAAGUUUUCUUCUAGCAUUUUUCUGUAAUUACUUUUCCUUCUCCCUGUACUGCAAGUUAGAGAGGGAUAGGUAGCAUGAUGACUAAUCACCAGCCAUGCCUCUUAUUUGCUCUGCUUUCAAUCCUGUCUUAUUACAGAGCAUGCUUCUCCAUAGCUGCUGAUACCCUUUCACCAGCUCACUCUCUUUCAAAGAGCGACACCAUAGUAUCUCAAGGUAACAAUUUUGAGCUGGGUUUCUUCAAACCAGGCACUACAUUAAAAAUCUACCUGGGCAUAUGGUAUAAAGGGUUUCAUGAGGAAAUUGUUUGGGUAGCAAAUAGAGAAAACCCUUUGUCUAGCCCAUCUUCCUCAAGACUUGAGCUCUCAGAAAAUGGCAAUCUACUCUUGUUUGAAGGUUCCUCCGAGAUCCCAGUUUGGUCGACAAAUUUGACAUUUCCCCAGUUAAAUAUAACUGAAGCAGUACUUGGUGAUAAUGGAAAUUUUGUUUUGAGAGGUAGAUCAAACACCUCUUCUAUAUUUUGGGAGAGUUUCGACCAUCCAACCGAUACAUUGCUGCCAGGUGCGAAGCUUUGGGCUAGAAAACCACAGCAGCUCAUUUCAUGGAAAAAUUCAGAAGAUCCAGCACCUGGUUUGUUCUCGUUGGGGUUAAACCCAAAUGGAACUUUCUUAGAGUGGAACAGAUCCCAAAUCUAUAGGACGUCGGAAGUUUGGAAUGGAACAUUUCUCAGCUCACUUUCUGAAAGGAGCAUUAUCUUCAACUACACUUUUGUGUCAAGUAAAAAUGAAAGUGAGAGAUAUUUUACUUACUCUCUUCAUAAUCCUUCUAACCUCGCCAGAUUUCGAAUUGCCCAAACUGGACAGAUUAUGGCACUGGUGUGGCUGCCUGGCCUUUCCAUUUGGAGUAUAAUUGGGACUUCACCGAGCAACCUAUCUGAUGUCUACGUCUUGUGUGGUGCAUUUGGCGUGGUACAAUACCCUGACAAUUCCUCAAACCCUUGUGAGUGUCUAAAAGGUUUCAAACCAUUUUCGAUGGAAGACAUCAGACUAAAUGAUUGGUCAGGCGGUUGUGUGAGGAAAUCUCCUUUGCAAUGUGAGAAUAGUACGUAUGCUAAUGUCAAAAAAGAUUGGUUCAUGAAAAUAUCAAACAUGCGAUUGCCUGUUUAUUCGAAAGCAUAUUUGGCCUCGAAUGCUAGCAGAUGUGAAUUGGCUUGCAUGGAAAAUUGUUCUUGCACAGCUUAUGCUUAUAAUAUGAAUGGGUGUAUGAUAUGGGAAGGAGCUCUUUUAAACUUACUGCAAUUCCCAAAUGGUGGCAAGACUGGACAAGAUAUCUAUCUCAAACUUUCUGCUCAUGAGUAUCCAGAUCUGCGUACCAAAGAAUCAGGCCAAAAAUGGAGAGUGUGGGUAGCUGUGCUGAUCCCUGCAACAGGGCUUAUCUUAUGUCUCUCAAUUUGCUUUUCAUGCAAGGGAAAGCUCAAAUGCAUCGAUCAAACAGGAGAGAGCCCUUCAAGUAAUAAUCUACUAUUAUUUGAUUUUGAUACUGAACUCCAUGCAAACAAUGAUGGAAUGAACACCGAAAAUAAUAAAAAGAAACGAGAGAAGAAGGAUGCUGAGUUACCAUUAUUCAGUUAUGAGAGUGUAUUAGCUGCAACAAAUAAUUUCUCAGGUGUGAAUAAACUUGGAGAAGGAGGUUUUGGACCUGUCUACAAGGGAAAAUUACUCCGAGGACAUGAAAUUGCAGUGAAAAUGCUUUCAAAAAGAUCUGGACAGGGAAUUGAGGAGUUCAGAAAUGAGACAAUACUAAUUGCAAAACUUCAACAUAGAAAUCUUGUCAGACUCUUAGGUUGUUGUAUCGAGCGAGAUGAAAAGAUAUUAAUAUAUGAGUACAUGCCCAAUAAAAGUUUGGACUUCUACCUUUUUGAUCCAACCAAGAAAAAGAUGUUAGGCUGGGAGACACGCAUACAAAUUAUUGAAGGGAUCGCUCAAGGGCUUCUUUAUCUUCAUCAAUAUUCAAGGUUACGAAUCGUACAUAGAGAUCUAAAACCUAGUAACAUUCUCUUGGAUAGUGAAAUGAAUCCAAAAAUAUCAGAUUUUGGCUUGGCUCGAAUAGUUGGACGCAAUGAAACACAAGCAAACACAAACCGAAUUGUUGGAACUUAUGGCUAUAUGUCUCCCGAAUAUGCUAUGGCUGGUUUGUACUCAACAAAGUCUGAUGUGUUUAGCUUUGGAGUAUUGGUGUUAGAGAUUGUGAGUGGCAGGAAGAACACUAGCUUCUAUAACAAUGAGUCACUCAAUCUUCUUAGAUAUGCUUGGGAGUUGUGGAAAGAUGAUCAAAGUUUGGACUUGAUGGAGCCAACAAUAGGAUAUCCUUCUUCCACUUCUAUUAUGUUGAGAUUCAUUAACACUGGCCUUCUCUGUGUCCAAGAAAGCCCAACUGAUCGACCUACCAUGUCUGAUGUAAUCUCAAUGAUUAGCAAUGAACAUGCACCUUUACCUACACCUAAGCAACCAGCGUUUUUCACAGGCCAAAAUAUGAUGGAUACAAAUUCUGCAGUUGACAGUGCAGGAAAUUGCUCAAAAAAUAGUGUAACUAUUUCAGCAAUGGAAGCCCGAUGAUUGAUUCCUAUAUGAAAGAAAAGAAAUGUUGGAGAAGCAAUCUUUUCACCCUAAUUUGUAUGCAUGUUGAUAUGCUAAAGAAUUGUCACUAAAUGUUGUCUUUGAAUUUGUAAGUUUUUAUGGGAUACUAUAAAUGUUGUUAACAAUUUCAGGUGUCUUUAAAAGAUUA
Messenger RNA from Corylus avellana, 3492 nucleotides. The record is from RefSeq and is a predicted model, not a curated record. NCBI's taxonomy places the organism in Eukaryota, Viridiplantae, Streptophyta, Magnoliopsida, Fagales, Betulaceae.